This is a messenger RNA of Nelumbo nucifera (sacred lotus), 2524 nucleotides long. RefSeq names its product TBP-associated factor 5 (gene TAF5). Gene Ontology annotation, molecular function: protein binding; RNA polymerase II general transcription initiation factor activity. Lineage: Eukaryota; Viridiplantae; Streptophyta; Magnoliopsida; Proteales; Nelumbonaceae. The record is from RefSeq and is a predicted model, not a curated record. Gene Ontology annotation, cellular component: transcription factor TFIID complex. Gene Ontology annotation, biological process: transcription initiation at RNA polymerase II promoter.
ACUCAGAAUACGCGUUAAAAAUCCGGGAUUCCUCAGAUUUCGGUUAAUUUCGAUCCAGCGAAACAGUCCGCGACCCCGAUUCUGAUCCCGACACGGGAUAACCAUUGUCAUAGCUUUCUGAAACACUGUGUGUGGGGAGAGAGUGAGAGAGAGGGAGAGCUGGAGGAGUAGAAGUUUGGAGUUGCCGGUCUGUCGUUCUGGGUUUUGUGUAGCUGUUUGUAUUCUUUUGGCGGUGAAAUGGAGGACGAGGAAAUCGAGAAAAUGGUGAUUGCAUACCUGAAGAAGAAGGGCUUCAAGCAAACGGAACUCGCCCUACAGGAAGAGCAAAGCAAAAGCUCCUUUGCUUCUCAGACCGAUCCCGACAAACAGAUCCUUUCUGUUACUGAAUCAGAGAGUGGUCCAGCACAGUAUCAAGAUGGAUAUAGCAAGCUAAGAUCAUGGACAUAUAGCUCACUGGAUCUAUAUAAGCAUGAGUUGCUUCGUGUGCUUUAUCCUGUAUUUAUUCAUUGUUUUAUGGAUCUUGUGGCGAAGGGGCAUACCCAAGAAGCUCGAGCAUUUUUCAAUAGCUUUCGUGAAGACCAUGAAUUGAUGCACUUAAGGGACCUUCAAAAGUUGGAAGGUGUUCUUUCGCCCUCACAUCUGGAGGAGAUGGAAUUUGCUCAUUCUUUGAGGCAGAGCAAAAUUAGUAUAAAGAUGUGUCAGUACUCGUACGAACUUCUUGUGCAAUAUCUACAGAAAUCACAGUCGAUUACUAUUCUUGGAAUAAUCAAUGAGCAUAUUAAUUUUGAAGUUUCACCUGGUCAACCAAGCACAAUUUCUGAUGAUGCCGAUGUGGUAACCCUGCUUGGAAGCAGCCAAGAUACAUCUAAGCUGAUAAACCAGAAGGAAAUACGUUGGGGGUUGCUUGAAGAUUCCUUAGAAGAGCGUCUAGAGAAGGCAGGGGCUUUGAUGUCAGAUUCUGAAAAGCCUGAAGGAGAAACCAAAGAGGGAGAAGUGGAAGAGAACAAGAAGAAAUCAGUGGAUGGAGGCAAGCAAGGUGCUUCAGUCAAGAAGUUGAAAAAGGACAAAGUUGUUGGUACAACAGGAAAAAGCAUUCGUUCUGAGACUAAUAUUGUAUCCAUGGCUCCCCGGGUUAAACCAGAGCUUUCAUUGCCUGAAAUACCAACAGAAGUUGAGCAUUCUAUUCUUGAGGACCUAAGGAACCGUGUACAGUUGGGUAGCUUGGCCCUGCCAUCAGUCAGCUUCUAUACAUUCAUUAAUACACAUAAUGGUUUAAAUUGUUCAUCAAUAUCACAUGAUGGAUCCUUGGUUGCUGGUGGAUUCUCAGACUCAUCAGUAAAGGUUUGGGACAUGUCAAAGAUUGGACAACAAUCUGAUACUUCUAUCAUGCAGGGAGAGAAUGACUCGGCUAGUAUUGAACAUUUGAUGGGACCAGAGGAUGGAAAAAGGUCUUAUACACUGUUUCAGGGUCAUGCUGGACCUGUUUAUUCAGUUAAAUUUAGUCCACUUGGGGAUUUUAUUCUUUCUUCAUCAGCAGACUCAACCAUUCGGUUAUGGAGCACCAAGCUAAAUGCAAAUCUUGUUUGCUACAAAGGUCAUAAUUAUCCUGUCUGGGAUGUUCAGUUUAGUCCUGUGGGGCAUUACUUUGCCAGCUCUUCACAUGAUCGUACUGCCAGAAUUUGGUCAAUGGACAGAAUCCAGCCUUUAAGGAUCAUGGCAGGGCAUCUAUCUGAUGUUGAUUGUGUGCAGUGGCAUGCAAACUGUAACUACAUUGCAACUGGAUCUAGUGAUAAGACAGUUAGAUUAUGGGAUGUCCAGAGUGGGGAGUGUGUGCGCAUUUUCAUUGGUCACAGGAGUAUGGUUCUAUCAUUGGCAAUGUCACCUGAUGGUCGGUAUAUGACAUCAGGAGAUGAAGAUGGGAUGAUCAUGAUGUGGGAUCUCUCAAGUGGUCGUUGUGUUACACCUUUGAUGGGGCAUACCUCUUGUGUAUGGACACUUGCUUUCAGUCGUGAAGGCUCUCUUCUGGCGUCUGGAUCUGCUGAUUGCACUGUAAAACUGUGGGAUGUGACUGCAAGCACAAAGGUGGCAAGAACAGAAGAGAACAAAUCCGGAGCUAUGAAUAGACUGAGGUCAUUAAAAACUCUACCAACCAGAUCAACUCCAGUUUAUACUCUCCAAUUCUCUCGAAGGAAUCUUCUAUUUGCAGCUGGGGUGCUUUCAAAAGGUGUAUAAAAAUUGAAUUUGGACAGCCCAUACUAGAAUUCAGGAAAUUCAAGUAGGUCGGUGUAAAGUUGUCUUAAUCAUCCCUUGAUGGGGUAAAAAGCAUUGUUUUUUAUCUCUACACGCUUUCUUCUUACACUUGAGUUCCCGUUCUAGCAUUGCCUUGCUUUUAGUUUUUUAGGUUAUUGUUGUUACUUGUUAUUCUAUCCUGUUGGUUUGUUUAUUGUACAUUCAAUCUCACUUCAAUUAUUGCAUCAAUACCUUUCCAAGAACACUUGAACAAUCUAAUUAUUCCUUAAGCAUC